UUUAUUAAAUUCUGCCAUAGUUUAAGCAACGACGUCUCUAAAAAAGAUGCAAAUUGUUCAAGUUUGUCAAGUAUUAUUAUCAGUCAGUGUUGCCAUAACUACAGUAUCAUUCACCGCAGGUUUUGAAUGUGCACAAUGCGCAGAUAUAAGAUAUGCGAAAAUUAUGAAAAAUACCAUACCUGAUCUCAAGCUGAAUAUUGGAUCCUUAAAUUUAACAUCAAACCGGCUAUGCAAGUCUGCACAGGGUGUUCCAGUUGUUAAAUGUCAACAAAGUUCCACAAGUGGAUCCAACGUUAAUCGAUGUGUUCAUUACAAUGGAGCGCUCGACAUGACAAUUAAAGUCGGCACAUCAGGAGAGGUUAACGUCGUCUAUGAAGGAACAUAUCGAGAUUGUGUCCUGGAAAGUAUCUCUGCUAGUGGCUCCUGCAUGGACCAGAUCACUGUUCUCCCAGACGAUAACAAACUACGUGCUGCUGCAUUAAAAACUUCGCCGUACAAUUUGAGUGGUUAUUCCGUCACCGCCGAAUUCAAUGGGAGAAAAUGUGUGUCGGAUAUGAAAGGGAUGUUCCAAAAUGUAAAUAAAUCCCCUUUGAUUGUUGCAAUGACCGGCUGUAAUAUACUUGCCAUUGUUGUUUCAUACAUCAUCAGUAAAGUGUAUUUUUAAUAUUCUACUUCUAAUUGAAUGGUUAGAAUCCUGUAAAAAUCAGUUUCAGUUUGCCAUACGAAAACCAAAGUAUUUCAUUGAAUUUUUUCCUUAGUGUGUUACGAACUAUAUUAAUUACUUUAAGAAUUUGUACAUUACACUCCGGUAGUCGAUUUAAAAAUUUAGUAGAUUAGUUUGUGAAAUUGCUAAAUUUUCACUUGUGGAAAAAGUUUUUUUUCCUAAUAAUUCAUGUGGGAAUUGUAGAAUUUGUCUUGCCCUAAAAGAAUAAUGCUUAGAUAUGUAAAAUACAUAAUUCAUGUGUUGAAUAUCAUAUAUUCCUUCACGUACUUUUCCUCGUAUUUUACACCUUCCACAGUCUUCAUUCUUUGAUAAUGAUGAGUGUAUAGAAAAUAACUUGACAGUAUGUGUUUUUAACACGAGUAUAAAGUCUUUAGUUAAACUCAACCACAUUGUAAUAACUUUUUUCAAGUCAUUUAAUGAAGUUUUUUGCAAACGUAUAACCGUUAAAUAAACAUUAGAUACAUUUUAUUGUUUAAAUACCUGGGGUUGAUAGCAAAGAAUAUUCAAUCGUGAUUAAUUAAAUGCAAUGACUUUCAUGACUGGAAAGUCAAUUAAAUUGGAUAAUUAUGUAUUUUUGGCACUUGGAACUCGAAUGUUGAGGAAGAGCAUCAUUUUAAUUAUAAAGUACGUGUAAUAUUUUCAUCAUAAUGAAAGGAAAUUAUGAAAAUA
Messenger RNA from Magallana angulata, 1393 nucleotides. RefSeq lists its product as uncharacterized. Bases 47 to 664 code for a protein of 205 amino acids. The record is from RefSeq and is a predicted model, not a curated record. NCBI's taxonomy places the organism in Eukaryota, Metazoa, Mollusca, Bivalvia, Ostreida, Ostreidae. The transcript is spliced from 3 exons.